Chanos chanos (milkfish) is the source of this 3453-nucleotide messenger RNA. Its product is annotated as NLR family CARD domain-containing protein 3-like. The record is from RefSeq and is a predicted model, not a curated record. Gene Ontology annotation, molecular function: protein binding. The coding region runs from base 1 to 3453 and encodes 1150 amino acids. The transcript has 9 exons. Gene Ontology annotation, biological process: regulation of apoptotic process. Lineage: Eukaryota; Metazoa; Chordata; Actinopteri; Gonorynchiformes; Chanidae.
AUGCAGACUCUGCGUGAAAAGAAGACAACAUUAACUCAGAUCCUGUCUGCUGAUAUCAGCUUUGUCCUCCAGUAUGUGCAGCAGGAACAACUCAUCACUGAUCGUGAAUACAAAAACCUCAAUGUCCCUUCUCACAGCAAUGAACAGAUUUCUAUCAACUUACUGGACAAACUGAUGGACAAGGGUGAAGAAACAUGUCAGAAAUUCAUCAGUCUAAUGAAGGAGCCAAACAUUGUGGCCACAUUUCCAAAGCUUAAAGAUCUUUUCCCAACUCAGUCUGCAGAGCUGAGACAAGAACCAAGCUAUCAAGAGGUCACAACCAAACUGAAGUCCAGUCUGAAAAAGAAAUAUGAGCGCAUUUUGCAUGGUAAUUCAAUAACAGGCCAUACAAAGUUCCUGAAUGAUAUUUACACUGAUCUCUACAUAGUGGAGGAUGAGACUGGAGGAGUCAUUCAUGAACAUGAGAUUAUGCAGGCUGAGGCAUCAAUCAGGAGAUUUACUACAGAGGAAACUCCAAUCACAUGCAGUGACAUUUUCAAAGUCCCAUCUGAUCCAGGUCGAAGAAACAGAAAAGUGCUGACUAUGGGAAUCGCUGGAGUGGGGAAAACUGUCUCAGUGAACAAAUUCAUACUGGACUGGGCAGAGGAAAAGUCCAACCAGGAUAUAGAUUUUAUUUUUCCACUUCUUUUUCGUGAAUUGAAUUCACACACACACAAAAAAAAAUAUAGCCUGAUAGAGUUGCUUCAUGAAUAUUUUGAAGAUUCUGCUGAACUGCAGUCUCUUCCAGAGGGCGAUGGUAAAGUCAUGUUCAUUUUUGAUGGACUUGAUGAGUGUCGUUUCCCUCUUGACUUUACUGAGACAGAGAAAUUGAAAAAGAUUAAUCAGAAUACAUCAUUGGGCACACUAAUAACAAACCUAAUCAAGGAAAAUCUGUUUCCCUCUGCUCUCAUCUGGAUAACCUCCAGACCAGCAGCAGCCCAUCAGAUCCCUCGAGACUACAUUCACCAAGUGACUGAAGUACGAGGAUUCAGUGAUGAACAAAAGGAAGAGUACUUUAAGAAGUACAAUAAGAACCAGGAUACGGCCAACAAAAUGAUCUCACACAUAAAGAAAUCAAGGAGCCUCCACAUCAUGUGUCACAUACCAGUCUUCUGUUGGAUAUCAGCCACUGUGCUUCAGCCAAUGCUAGCCAAAGUUACCAGUAAAGAACUCCCUACCACUCUGACUGGGAUGUACACACAGUUUCUGAUUUUCCAAAUACAUCAAAUGACAGAGAAAAAGGGGGCUAAGAAGAUCAGUCAAAUUAGAAAGCAAGAUAAGGCUGAAAAGAUCAUUAAGAAGCUUGGAAAGUUGGCCUUCUAUCAGCUGGAGAAGGGUAAUCUGAUAUUCUAUAAGGAAGACCUGAGAGAGUGUGGCAUUGAUGUCAGUGAGGCUUCAGUGUACUCAGGAGUUUGCACACAGAUAUUCAGUCAAGAGCAGGGAGUCAGUCAGACGGUGGUGUUCAGCUUUGUGCAUCUGAGUGUUCAAGAAUUCCUUGCUGCAGUCCAUGUGUAUCUCUCACAUCAUUACAAGAGAAAGAAUCCACUUCAUCCAAGCACAAUUGCGAACAGAUUUAAAUGGCUGUUUAAGAGCACAGAAGCUUUCUAUGAAUCUGCUAUAGACAAGGCCUUAGAGAGUCAGAACGGACACCUGGACCUUUUCCUCCGCUUCCUUCAUGGCCUCUCACUGGAGUCCAAUCAGCGACUCCUGAAAGAACUACUGCCACAAACAGCAAUCAGAUCACAGAGUGUGGAGAAAACAGUCAACCACAUCAAGAAGACAUUAAACAGCAACAUCUCAUCAGAGAGGAGCAUCAAUCUCCUCUACUGUCUGAAUGAACUGCAGGAUGACUCCCUUGUAAAUGAAAUUCAAAAGUACUUGGGCUCAGGACAUCUCUCAACAGAGAAACUGUCAUCUGCACAGUGGUCAGCUCUGGUCUUUGUCCUGCUGAUGUCAGAGGAGACUGAAGAAAAGUUUGAGCUGAAGAAAUACAGAGGAUCAGAUGAAGGCUUGAAGAGACUUCUGCCAGUACUGAAAAACACCAAACGGGCUCUACUUGCAGGUUGUAAACUCACUGAACAGUCCUGUUCAUCUAUAGCCUCAGUUCUACAGUCAGUAAACUGUCCCCUGACAGAACUGGACCUGAGUAACAAUGACCUUCAGGAUUCAGGAGUGAAGUUUCUCUGUGUGGGACUGAAGAAUCAACACUGUAAACUGGAGAUACUGAGACUUGUUCUCUGUAAACUCACUGAACAGUCCUGUUCAUCUAUAGCCUCAGUUCUACAGUCAGUAAACUGUCCCCUGAGAGAACUGGACCUGAGUAACAAUGACCUUCAGGAUUCAGGAGUGAAGUUUCUCUGUGUGGGACUGAAGAAUCCACACUGUAAACUGGAGAUACUGAGGUUGUCUGGUUGUUUAGUGAGAGAGAAAGGUUGUUGUUCUCUGGCUUCAGCUCUGAGUUCAAACCCCUCACACCUGAGAGAACUGGAUCUGAGCUACAAUCACCCAGGAGACUCAGGAGUGAAGCGUCUCUCCACACAGAUGAAUCAACACUGUCGACUUAAGUCAGUACAUGUGGACCAUGGAGGAGAAUUCAGGAUCAAACCAGGACUAAGAAAAUAUGCCUGUGAUCUCACACUGAACCCAAACACAGCACACACACUCCUCUCUCUGUCUGAGGGGAACAGAAAGGUGACAUAUGUGAGAGAGAAUCAGUCGUAUCCUGAUCAUCCAGAGAGAUUUGAUUACUGGGAACAGGUCAUAUGUAAAGAGAGUCUGACUGGACGCUGUUACUGGGAGACUGAGAGGAGUGGAGAUUAUGCUGAUGUAUCAGUGACAUAUAAAGGAAUCGGGAGGAAAGGAGGGAGUGAUGACUGUAGGUUUGGACUCAAUGAAAAGUCCUGGAGUCUGUGUUACCGUGGUAACAGUUACUCUGCCCGCCACAAUAAUCAGAGAACUGCUUUACCUCACCACCCCUCACACACACACAGAGUAGGAGUGUAUCUGGACUGGUCGUCUGGAACUGUGUCCUUCUACAGCGUCUCCUCUGACACACACACACUCACACACUUACACACAUUCUACUGCACAUUCACUGAACCCCUCUAUGCAGGGUUUAGGGUUUAUGGCUCCUCAGUGUCUCUGUACGAGACAGACUCUCUGUAUUGGCUGCUAGAGGAGACACUGAUCAAAGGAGUGUGUUUGGGUGUGGCAGCAGGCCAGGACAGUCUGAAGAUGCAGGCGAGGCAUGACAAAACACUCAGCAACAUGUACAACACAGCCAACCCAAAACCCAACCAAAGCCAUGUUGCUCCAAUUUUGGACCUUAAGUUUGAGGCCAGACUGGCCUUCAUUGCUUCAGAUGCAAUAAGGGAAGAAGGCAGAGCCACAAAAAUCUUUGAGGCAUAUCUGUGA